Molecule: messenger RNA, 623 nt
Organism: Soboliphyme baturini
Lineage: Eukaryota; Metazoa; Nematoda; Enoplea; Dioctophymatida; Soboliphymatidae
Source: the annotation of a GenBank genome assembly
AUCGAUUGCCGUACGUCAGAAUGGUCUUCAUGGUCUCCUUGCGAGAAAGUUAAAGAGACGCAGAAAAUAAAAGAUGAUGGUCACAAUGAUAAAUGCGGAACUGGCAUCAGCAGAAGAGCGAAAGUGGUAACACAGUCUCCAAAAAAUGGAGGUGCCCCAUGUGGAAUGCUCGAGGAACAGCGUGCUUGCUUCAUUGACAAUAAAGCCUGCGAAUCAGCCAUAGAAGUUGCGAAUCUCGUAUCCUACACAUAUCACCAUACGCGCGCACGAGGCUACAAGAAGAAGACGUAUUACGAGGUACCACGACUUAUGGAAAAAUACAAAGUUCAUAAAAAUUACUGUUCGUUGUUUACACUCAUUUGGCUGAACCCGGCCUGCGACGACGUGGACCUCACAGAGACGUUAAAAGUAGGGAUUAGCAUAUGUGCAGAAUGCCAGACAGGUGCUCAUCGAAAACAACCCAAUGGAACCUGCAUCGGUGAUGGAGUUCAGUACACGUCAACAAUGUGGAAUAUGCUUUAUACAAGACGGUGUUACGGCUAUUGGAGAAAACUGCUCGAUUCGACCGACUGCGACUGCGCAACGUUUUACCCGGAAAUGCCAAAAUAUUUGUUUGUGUGAUA